This is a messenger RNA of Oncorhynchus nerka (sockeye salmon), 3857 nucleotides long. Its product is annotated as MAM domain-containing glycosylphosphatidylinositol anchor protein 1-like. Lineage: Eukaryota; Metazoa; Chordata; Actinopteri; Salmoniformes; Salmonidae. Gene Ontology annotation, cellular component: neuronal cell body; plasma membrane; axon. The transcript is spliced from 18 exons. Gene Ontology annotation, biological process: homophilic cell-cell adhesion; synapse organization. Gene Ontology annotation, molecular function: protein binding; axon guidance receptor activity. The record is from RefSeq and is a predicted model, not a curated record. The coding region runs from base 189 to 3083 and encodes 964 amino acids.
UUUGAUAGACUCCCCACUUGUUCUCUCGUCUGGAUUAUAAACUAGCCUACUGGAGCCGUUACACGCCACAAUCUACCGUGGCUCCUUUGAUCUAGUCACGGUGCUCUCAUGCCCUCUUCUUAUUCACUCAAACCUGCUCUUCUCUCUCUCUCAGACUAUUUCCAGGUUAUGAGGGAUCGAAGCUAAAGAUGGAGCUUUUCUGGAUUUUGUUAUUUUAUAUCAUCCACCCAUACACACGAGGGCAAGGAGUUUACGCCCCUGCCAAUGCCCAGAUCUCACACGCGGGCCAGGCAUGCGUGGUGAAGGAGGACAACAUCAGUGAGAGGAUCUACACUAUCAGAGAGGGAGACCGCCUGGAGCUACAAUGUCUGGUCAAAGGACACCCACAACCACAGGUGCGGUGGACAAAGACAGCAGGCAGCGCCUCUGACAAGUUCCAGGAGACGUCCAUCUACAACGAGACACUGCGCAUCGAGGGCAUCCAGCGGGUGCAGGGCGGCCGCUACUACUGCAAGGCCGACAACGGGGUGGGGGUGGCUGCCAUCAAGUCCAUCCGGGUAGACGUGCAGUACCUCGACAAACCCGUGCUGACAGUGCACCAGACCAUCAGUGAUGUGCGCGGGAGCUAUUACCAGGAGAAGACGGUGUUCCUGCGCUGUACGGUCAACUCCAACCCCCCAGCCCGCUUCAUCUGGAAACGUGGCAACACGCCCAUAGAGCAGAGCAAGGAUACCGGAGUGGACAUCUACGAACCGCUCUACACACAGGGGGAGACCAAGGUGCUGAAGCUGAAGAACCUGAGGCCAAAGGACUUUGCAAACUACACGUGCGAGGUGACUGUUCGCAACGUGUGUGACAUCCCUGAGAGCUCUGUCACCUUUCGGCUCACCAAUGCCACCACUCCCCCUGCUCUACGGCUGUCGGUCAACGAGACCUUGGUGGUGGACCCCGGGAAAGACGUGACCCUGUCGUGUGAGGUGACCGCCGGAUUCCCUAAGCCCACUGUCACCUGGUCGCGCUACCCCAACCCAUUGCCGAGAAACUCGUUGGUAAGGAAUGGGACUCUGACACUGCGCUCGGUCACGCCCGCCGACUCAGGCUUCUACAACUGCACAGCGGUCAACAACGUGGGGAACCCGGCCAAGAGGAACGUCAACCUCCUCGUCCGAAGUAUGGGCAACCUCACCUUCCAGAUCACACCCGACUCCAACAAGGACAGUGAGAGCAUCCAGAUGGGCCGCGAUCUCAAGCUCUCUUGUCACGUGGACGCACAGCCCCAGGACAAGGUCAACUACACAUGGUACAAGAAUGCGGCACUAGUCUACAACUCGGACAGCUUGAUCGUGCUGCGCAGCGACCCGGACAUGGCACCGGGCACAAGUAGCCUGGAGAUCGUGGACAUGAAGUUCCGUGACCAGGCCACCUACAGCUGUGUGGCCAACUUUCCUGGGAGCACGGUGCCCGAGUUGAGGGUAGAUGUCAACAUUACCCAAAGCAGCGUCACUCCCCCAAUUUUGACGGUGCCGGCAGGGGGCCAGGUGGUGAGUGUGAGGGAGGGAGGCUCUGCCGACCUGGUGUGCCUGGUGGAUGGCAAGCCCCGUCCGCCUGUGCUCUGGUCACGCGCCGACAAGGACCUGCCUAUGCCCACGGGUGAGUGGGCGGUGGAGACACGCAACGGGCGACUCCGGCUGACCAACGUCACCCGUGACCUGAUGGGUUCCUAUCGCUGCCAAACGGCGCCCUACAAUGGCCUCAACAUCAAGCCACGCCAGGCACAGGUGCAGCUCAACGUGCAAUACGCUCCAGUCCUGGACCCGGUCUUUCAGGAUGUCCGUUCACCCAACUACCAGUUUGUGACGUUGCGCUGCCUCAUUCAGAAGUCCAACCCGGCACGAGUGGCCAGUGUCCGCUGGGUCCGAAACGGCGAGCCCCUGUCCUCCCUGACCCCGAACCCGCAGGAGAACCCGCAGCUGAAAUUCAAGCUGGACCCCAGCAACAACGGCACAUACGAGUGUCGCGUCAGCAACGGCGUGGGCAGCUCCACCUGCACCUUCAACGUCUCGUCCCGUCCAUACAACGCAGAGUUUUACUUUGAUACGCCCAACCCCAUCCGCAUUCAGAAGGUCAACAACUACUCCUACAACCUCCAGUGGACCCAGAGAGAGCCGGCAGCUACAGACCGCAUCAUCGGCUACUGGGUCAACGUCCGCACGAUUAAGCAGAAUGACAAGAUGAACCAGGUGAACAUGUUCUCCAAGCAGAUCGACAAGAAGGAGCCCGUGAAGGGCAGCCUCAUGUCCUACACCCUGACUGACCUGAAGAUCCCUGUCUCCUAUGAGAUCCGCCUGGCCCCCAUCACCACCUACAGCACCGGAGACUAUGUCAGUCGCACCAUCCAGUACUCAGAGCCCUACAUUUACCCAAGACCUUCAGACCACGUCUGUGGCUUUGAGGACGAGCGCAUCUGUGGUUUCUCCCAGGACCGGGGUGACAAGUUUGAUUGGACUAGACAGAACCACCUGACCCAGAACCCCAAGCGCUCGUCCAAUACCGGCCCAGAGAUGGACAGGAGUGGAAACAAAGAAGGUUACUACAUGUACAUCGAGGCCUCUCGUCCACGGGUCGCUGGGGACAAUGCCCGUCUCCUGUCCCCUCUCUACAAUGUUACUGCUACCAGAGGCCCCAAGGGCUCCGGUCGUCUCCCCUACUGUGUCUCAUUCUUCUACCACAUGAAGGGCAAGCACAUCGGUUCCCUGAAUGUGUGGCUGAGGGUGAAGAGCAUCGCCUCUGUGGGCGAUCGGGUCUGGACUCUGGAUGGGAACCAGGGUCCUGACUGGAUUCAGGCCAACAUCAACGUCAACCCCAGCGGACCCUUCCAGGUGAUGUUUGAGGCUAUUCGGGGAUCGGGCUAUGAAGGGGACAUUGCCAUCGAUGAUGUCUCAGUCACCAAAGGGAAAUGCAAGCAGGAGAACUCUGUCUCCAACACAGUUUUGAUUGGGGGAGCCCCAGGUCUGCGCUCGCUCCCAUUGGUCGCCUCACUGACCUUCGCCCUCUGCUCAUAUCUACUGCUGCUCUACAGAUGAUGAGCACAACGCACAGCGUCCCCUGUCUGCCGAGACAGGCUACUGCCCAGACUUGCUCUCUCUUCUUCUCUCCCUGUGUCCCUCGCUACCUCUCCCCACUCCCCUCCCUUCUUCCUCUCACAUUCUCCAUCCACCUUUUAGUUUUCAUCUCCAGCCCUGUUUUCGAUGACAAUCCAUGCUUCACUUCUCCCAUUACACCUGGGUUAUGCUUGUAACUGACUGUCAUUUGAUUGACUCUCUCUCUCUCUAUCAUUUUCCUUUUCCACAAUCACCCCUUUACAGUCGUAUGUGGCUGUGUUUUUUCUUUCAACCAAUCACACUAUUUUUAACUGAGGCAAAGUCGCAAACUCAAUGACCUGACCUUUGACACCCAAUAUCACUCAAUCCAACCCCUCACAGCAGACACACUUCAUUCUUCUAUUCACUCUCACACACUCUUCCGUCACCCCCCUUUACUCUUUCCAACCCCCCCAGCGACCACCCGUAUCCCUGACACACCAAAGUGUCGGACACUCUACCAAAGAUGCUGAAGAACCUGAGGAAGAAAGGGAAAGGAUGGGUGGGGGGAGGGGCUGAGAAUAAUAGGAUGACAAGGGUAGGGGGGUUCCCCCCCUCCUUAUUGAACCCUCCCCUUCGCCUCCUUGGGUUGGGCGCCAGGGAGCUGCCGAUCACAGCAGACUGAGUGACUGACAGACUAAGGAGGCUAGGAAGGAAGGAAGGAAGGAAGGAAGGAAGGAAGGAAGGAAGGAAGGAAGGAAGGAAGGAAGGAAGGAA